AUGUCAAUAACUCAGCUACCUCAGGCCACAGUUCGACAGCUGGGCUCUUCUGUCGUCAUCCCUUCCCCCUUGUUACUUGUGAAGGAGCUCGUAGAUAAUGCUAUUGACGCCAAUGCAAACAAUGUCGAGAUCAGGAUCUCCGCGAACGCAAUAGACAAGAUUCAGGUCAGAGACAACGGCCAUGGCAUCACUGUGGAAGACUACGAUGCUCUUGGACGCUGGUCCCACACUAGCAAGCUUCGAACGUUCGAGGAGCUUCAGUGCAAGGGAGGCCAGACGCUGGGGUUCCGCGGCGAUGCCUUGGCAAGCGUGAAUGCCGUCUCGAAGCUCACAAUCACGACGAGGACGAGUCGAGAUCAAGUGGCAACGUUGUUGGUACUCAAUCCCAGAGGCGGUGGUGUAAUGGACAAGAAACGUGUUUCGGGCUCAGUUGGAACGACCGUCGACGUCUCGGACUUAUUUGCCGACAUUCCGGUCCGUAGGCAAGAGAUCCUCAAGGAGAGCAAGAAGGCAUAUACUCAGAUCAAGGAACUUCUCAAGGUGGCUGAUGCCGAACCCAUGAAGGUGUCAGGCAAAGGCUACUUCAUCUCUGUUGACGCGAGACCUAUGGCUACCACAAGGGGCACCAUGAAGAAGCUUGUCGAUAUUUACCAACAACAUUUACGCGGCUGCAUGAUUGUCGACGGUUCGUCCAAGUCCAUUUCCAAACCCUUCAUACGCUUGAAUAUAGAAUGCAUUUUCGGAAGCUACGACCCCAACGUAACGACGGCCAAAGACGAAGUCAUCUUUGCAAACGAGCCAAAGUUACUAGCUCUGUUCGAAGACAUGUGCAAGGAGGUAUAUCAACCAACGGAGCCCAACAAUACGGCUGAAGUAUUCACAGAAAGUUGCCACGGUGCAAAUAAGCAGACUACACAGCAGAGCCCCGACAACCUCCCAGACGAUGACGAAGAGCAUUACAGUCUCCUCCAAGAUCCAGCGUCAGGUGACAGAGUGACGCUGGAAAGGACACACACCGGCCUACUUUCUCCUGAGAGUGGACUACAGCUGCCAGGAUCUCCCGACAGAACGCAAUUACACGGUCGUAUCAGUGCAUCCGGGGCGGCGCAGAGUUCGAGACAUCCCAAUUUUAUGAAUAACGACUUGAGAAAAGCCGGCGAUGGCCCUGUCUUGAACAGUUCCUCUCUCUUGAAUUCACAACAACCGCGGAUCAGCCGACAGGCCGAGGAAAACAACCGGGAGCCAGAUUUAACCCAAACCCUCCUUCGCAUCGGGUGGGAAGUAAACAUGGCUAGGGAUGAGACCGCAAGUCCUGAGGGCCGUACGCAGCCGAUUCUUCUGUAUCCUUCCGCCACGGGCAUACACGAGCUCAUCCAGUCACAGAAGGUGGAGCAGGCCCAACGCGAGGAGCCGAAUCCAUGGUCCCUAGCCAAAAAGACAAGAGGGCAACGUUCUACUCGCCGCGAAGACAUGACUGGGCCUCUAUUCACUGAUGAGCAUAGUGGCAGCAAUCUGGAUAACACGAUUCCUCACCAGCGAGCCCAUGUCCCUGAGGGGGCAGAGUUCAUUCAGGAAGCCGAUGGAGUGAUCGGCCGGGGGAUUGAAGAUCCAAGAUACGUCCGGCACAAAAACUCUCAACCUGUAUGGAUACCUGCAGCAACAAGGGAGAAUAUUUACGUGGCAGAUAACUUUGAGUCACCGAUACUGCAACACCCCAUCGCCCCACCAACUACUUAUCAGGCUCCAAGACACCAAGACCAGCGAAGAAUUCCAAAAGAUGAUGAAGCAUUCCACCUGCCUCGUACUAGACACGACAUUGACGACCUGGAAGUAAUACCAGAGAGAGGCCCGGGAGUUCGCGAACGCAUUGGCGCUCAAACACCGUAUCCCUUUGCGAAUCUUGAUCAGAGCAGCGUUUUUGGCACGCCUCCUCCGUCCUCUAGUCCGACCGCUCAAGAGGUUGUCUCUCAAAAGAGAGACGGACCGAGACAAAGCAGGCUUGCCCUCAAAGCAAGACGAGAGAGGCAGCCCCUGGAUCUAGAGGAUACGGCGAACCAUUGCUUUCCAAUGGUGGAAUCAAGAUAUGAUGAGUUUCAACACGGUUUGGAGGAGACAAGGACGUCAGGGCAUCACUAUGAGCAAGCUAGCCCACAGCCAAACGAGAGGGAGAUGUUGGAGAGAUUGAACGUUCUUCGCCACAGAAUCGUGGACGAGUAUGGAAAAGUAGAAGAAGAAUGCGGCAGAUCGCUCUCUCGAAGGCCUACAACACCUCUGCCAGACAUGUCUCCGCGGAGAGACCUGAAAAAGAGGCUAGCAUCAAGGUUCAGGUCGAGGAUCAAGACGCACAAAAGGAUGAGGUCGGAGAUGCUGCCAUUUGAGAAGCUUUUUUCUGAGCCUCAUACCCAGACACGGUCACUUACACUCGAUCUACAGGAUUUGCGAAAACAGGUCACCGAUGCAUCUGAUUAUGAUCUUUACGUUCUCAGAGGCGUACAAGAAUUGGCUUUUCACAUGGAAACAGACGAGAUGGAUAAUGUUAGCAACAAGCUUCAGGAAAUUGUGGGCGCCUGGGCGUAUAAGGAGCAUGGCGUUGAACUGGAGCUUGAGAUUGAUAUUGGCGCAUUGUGCGAUGGAGGAGACGUAAAGAGUAUGAUGGGAUGA
Colletotrichum orchidophilum is the source of this 2661-nucleotide messenger RNA. RefSeq lists its product as uncharacterized. Gene Ontology annotation, molecular function: ATP hydrolysis activity; ATP binding; mismatched DNA binding. NCBI's taxonomy places the organism in Eukaryota, Fungi, Ascomycota, Sordariomycetes, Glomerellales, Glomerellaceae. Gene Ontology annotation, cellular component: MutLalpha complex. The transcript is spliced from 3 exons. Gene Ontology annotation, biological process: mismatch repair. The coding region runs from base 1 to 2661 and encodes 886 amino acids. The record is from RefSeq and is a predicted model, not a curated record.